AUGCCCAAUCUCGACAGCCUCGUCUCCUUCCCGAUCCCGAUCGCGGGCGGGUCUGCGCCUUCCUCGACCACCGCAUCGUCCUCGCGGACGCCCAUCCCGCCCGCGACGUCGCACAUCCUCGUCACGGAUACGCUCGACUCGCCCGCCUCGUUCGUACUGGUGCACUUUCUGCGUGCCGCCCUCUCCGCCCACCGCUCGUCGAGCCAGAAUGCAGCGGCCUCGGCCACAGCCAAGGGCAAGGCUAGGGCGACGGAGAAGCACAUCGUCUGGCUUGGCUGCGACGCCAGUGGCCUCGGGCACUGGAAGAACCUCGUGCGCCGUUCCGGCGUCCAGCUCGAUGCCGAGAUCAGCAAGGGUCGCUUCCGCCACAUCGACGCCGCCUCUGCCCUCCUUGCCGACCACACGGAAGAUGCUCCCAGCCGGCCCGGUCCCUCUGCGCCGCCUCCGAAGGGCUUAAAGACCCUCUACGACAGCAUCGCUGCACAACUGCGGCAGAUCCGCCUGCAGAGGCAGCAGGAGUCGCAGGCUCAGGACAGGGUCGGCGAUGAUGCCGGCGAUGCGCAGCUUGCUUGGCAAGCGGAGACUCUGAUCGUCAUCGACGACCUAUCGGCGCUCGCCUGGAGUCUGGAAACGGUCGACAGCCUGGGCAGACCCGUGGACGUGGCUCUGCACGUCGCAAAGUGGAUACGGGCGUUGCGCGCGCUGGCUGCCAAGCACAAGGCAUGCCUCCUGACACUGCAGCACGCAGACGCCACCUCGGUCGCCAAGACCUCGUCGUCCUCCAACACGGCUUCGGACGCCAUCGACGAGUCCAUCUUCCGCUCUCUGUGCAAGACGGCCGACGUGUGGAUCGAAGUAAAGGAGCUCGGCAGUGGACGCGCCCGCGACUGCGACGGCGAGAUCACCGUGCAUCCCCUCGUCCGAUCUUCGCUUGCCCCAGAUUGGACCCAUCAGUCCAACGAGGACCUGAGUGAAGGUUUCGAGGACGGCACGCCGCCGCUGGCCGCUUUUGCCAUCGAGACGCCUUGUCCGAGUCGAGCAAAGGCGAUGCUCUACCGAAUUGCACACGAUGGUCAAACGGCGACGUCGGGUGCCUCGGGGACCGGGACCAGCACGGGCAGAGUCCAGCUCUGGGCUCGCGGUACAGGCAGAGGAUUCCUCUGA
Molecule: messenger RNA, 1164 nt
Organism: Pseudozyma flocculosa PF-1
Lineage: Eukaryota; Fungi; Basidiomycota; Ustilaginomycetes; Ustilaginales; Ustilaginaceae
Exons: 2
Coding region: 1-1164 (387 amino acids)
Biological process (GO): tRNA wobble uridine modification
Cellular component (GO): elongator holoenzyme complex
Source: RefSeq, a predicted model, not a curated record